GUAAUAUUGUCUGCCAUUACUUUUGGCCUCUAUGAUUGAGUGUGUAACGGCAUCUUACAAGACGGUUCUCUCUAUAAUCGAACUCUACCCAUUUGCCGGCUCUCAAUUUUUCGAUCUCUCACCUCCGAAAAAAUCUAUGGAGUGCGCAAAUCCUCUUUCAGAUCUCGUCAAAUGUUUAUGGGGCUUGGCCAGGAAACCUCUGUGCUCCAUUUAUAAUCUGAAAGAUAAUGUCGACUCGUUGAAUUCCGCAACUGCCAACCUGAAGGCCAAGAGCGAAGAUGUGAAAGCAAGGGUGAAAUGUGAAGAAGAUGGAGGAGGUGUGCAGCGCACGAAUCAAGUGGCGAGCUGGUUAGACAGCAUGCAAGAAUUUGAAGGUCGAGUAGAUCAAGUUCGUCAAGAAGCCGAGGAACGUGACCGAAUCAAAUGUCUCAGUCGUUGUCUUCCACGGCACUGCUGGUCGAGUUAUCAAUUGGGGGAAACAGUCGAUCGAAUGCUCAUUGAAGCGUCAAAACUCCAAACUGAGGCAGGACAAUUUGGCAUUCUGACGAUGCCGUUGCCUCCUCCUUCAGUAAUUAACAUACCUGUGGGCGAGACAGUGGGGCUUGAUAGUGCCCUUAAUAAAGCGUGGAAAUGGCUCGUGGACGAAAAACAAGCAAGAGUGAUUGGGUUGUACGGACCAGGUGGUGUGGGAAAGACCACCCUCAUGAAAAAGAUCAACGAGAAGCUUUCGCACCCAAAUCCUGGAUUUGAUAUCGUUAUUUGGGUGGUGGUGUCCAAGCAAGUGAAUGAAGAUAGCAUUCGAGACGCUAUGAGGAAAAGGCUGGGCCUUACAGGUGAGAACUGGAACGGAUGGUCGCCGGAUGACAGGGUCCAUUAUUUGUGGGAAGCUUUAACGAAGAAGAAGUUUGUAUUGUUGAUUGAUGAUGUAUGGGCGAGGCUGGACCUUUCCAAAAUCGGAGUUUCUCAUCCUGUUUUUGAGAACGGAUCCAAAGUAGUAUUCACGACUCGAUCGAAGGAAGUAUGCAGCCAAAUGGGAGCCGACAAUACCUCCUUCAAAGUACAAUGCUUGACUACCAAAGAAGCCCUGGUAUUAUUCGAGAACAACGUUGGCAAAUCGAUUGCAAAUUCUCAUCCAGAAAUUCAAGACCUCGCCAAGGACAUUGUCCAAGAGUGCGAAGGGUUGCCACUAGCCCUUAUUACCGUCGGGCGAGCCAUGGCCGGCAUAGACAAACCCCACGAGUGGAAGGAUGCGCUGACAAAGCUCAAGAAAAAUCCAUACAAGUUAUCAGGUAUGGAGGAGGAAGUGUACCGCAUAUUAGAGUUCAGUUAUGAUAAAUUAAAUGACUCUACCCUUCAGCGAUGCUUCCUUUACUGUUGUCUCUUCCCUGAGGAUUACCACAUAAGAUUGCACGACCUUAUUGGACUCUGGAUUGGAGAGGGCUUGUUAGGAGACACCGAUGAUGUAUACAGUUUGCGUAAUGAGGGAGAGCAUGUCUUGGGGAGGUUAAAUAGGGCUUGCCUAUUGGAGAGUGGGCAUGACGGAAGAGAGUACGUAAAGAUGCACGAUGUCAUCCGCGACAUGGCGACGUGGAUCGCUCGUGACCAUGGGCAAAGGGAGAGCAAGUUGCUAGUGAUAGAGAGAGAAGAAGACAUGUCCAAGGAGAUGAUCUCCAAAUGGGGGGAAGCAAAGAAAGUAACUAUACAGGGAGAAUGGAUUCGGAAUAUCAACCAAAUACCAUCCAGGUGUUCCCAGCUUGAAACUUUGUUUGUAAGGAAAACAAGAGUGACUGUCUUGCCAAGUGGAUUUUUCGACUCGAUGACGGCUUGUCUAGCGGUCCUGAACUUGUCCGACAACAGACAUAUCAAGUCAUUCCCCGAAGGGAUUUGCAAUCUGAUUAAUCUACAGUACUUGAACUUGUCAGGCACCGGUAUUAGUGAAUUACCCAAGGAAAUCAAGAACUUGACUCGUUUACGGUGGUUGCUACUAGACGACAUGUUGGAAAGAAACAUCUUUAUUCCGAGAGGGGCAAUCACAAGCUUACCGUUGAAUGUGUUCAGCCAGUGGGAGUCCAAAGAUCAUUGGGAGGAAUGUGGUUUAGUGAAGGAAGAAGAGACGGUAGAGGAACUAGUGUGCAUGCAACAUCUCACCGACUUAUCUAUCUGCGUGCGCGAGUCUUCCUCUGCUCAGAAAAUAUUCCAAUCCCCAAAUUUACGAAGACGCAUAAGGAGAGCGUACAUUGAUAAUAUGAAAGGUAACUUGACUAGCAUCGUAAUAACUUACUCACCAACAAGCACUGACAAUUUCUCGCAUUUAGAGACGCUUUAUUUAUCUCAAUGUACCAAGCUGAGUGAGAUGAAGAUAACUCAAGAAAUAGGACAAGCGCCCAAUUGCUCUUGCUUCCCCAAUCUUGUUGAAGUUUACGUCGACAAUUGUAGGCUUUCGGACUUGUCCUGGCUCGUGCACGCUCCGAAGCUCCGGAAACUGAUAGUCGUAGACUGUCAAUCGAUGGAGAGAAUCAUUGGGGAUGGAUUUGCAAGGGAGGAAUUAGCUGAUUCGGGACUAUUCUCACGUCUCGAAUACCUAGCACUCGUCCGUCUUCCCAAGCUAACGAGCAUUUGCGACCAGACUCUAUCCUUUCCCCAGGGGGUAAGCUUUGUCAUAUUCGACUGCCCUGGUCUAAGAAAGUUGCCGUUGGACUCGAGCAGCGCGAGGGGAAGCUUCGAGGUCCUAGCAGGAAAAGACUGGUGGGCCGGGUUUGAGUGGGACCCCACCGACCGGGUCACUUUGCAGUUGGGUGGCGAGGGCCCCGUAGAAGAAAUGAUAUUUGGAGAGGCAGCACGUAAAGUGAAAGAUGUGUCCCGUCGCCAGACCAAGAUUGGAUUCCUACCUCGUGGGGGGCCGAGUGAGUGAGUGAGUGAGUUGAGGCUGAUAAGUUUAAUAUUGUUUUUUU
This is a messenger RNA of Syzygium oleosum, 2951 nucleotides long. Its product is annotated as disease resistance protein RPS5-like. Bases 32 to 2911 code for a protein of 959 amino acids. The transcript has 2 exons. The record is from RefSeq and is a predicted model, not a curated record. Lineage: Eukaryota; Viridiplantae; Streptophyta; Magnoliopsida; Myrtales; Myrtaceae. Gene Ontology annotation, molecular function: ADP binding; protein binding; ATP hydrolysis activity.